Messenger RNA from Chaetomium globosum CBS 148.51, 351 nucleotides. RefSeq lists its product as uncharacterized. NCBI's taxonomy places the organism in Eukaryota, Fungi, Ascomycota, Sordariomycetes, Sordariales, Chaetomiaceae. The transcript has a single exon. The record is from RefSeq and is a predicted model, not a curated record. Bases 1 to 351 code for a protein of 116 amino acids.
AUGGCCAAUGACCCAACGGGGACACCGAGUGGCCUAAUUUGGGCCAACCGCCACAGCUUCUGCCUUCGCUGGUGCCGGGAUCCGCUCGAGUCUGCUCCCUCAGGCCCGAUCGUCGUUACACUGCAUUGUCUACUUGCGGCCCGGGUCUCAACCCGUGGCGCUGGGAUGGCAAUGCAGGGCCCGCCGGGGCACCCUCAAUAUGAUGCCGCUCCUUUGACUCGUCUUCUCGCCUAUCAGGAGCUACUGCAGACGCAAGUACUCGGCGCUAGCUUGAGCCCCCGGCGUGCCUCGCUGGCUGACGAGCGUCUGGGUCGCGUGGCAAUGACGGAAAUGUCUGGAUUAACACUCUAG